AUGAUAGAGAUAGUAUCAAUCAAUCACGAGCGAUGGCGACGGGUCGCUACCGCGGUUUCGUUCGUCUUGGUUUGGAGCGUGGCUGCGGCGCAAAUCAGAUAUUCUAUUUCCGAGGACGUGAAAGAAGGAACUGUCAUCGGGAACAUAGCCAAGGAUUUGGGAUUAGAUAAAAGCACGUUGAAAGAGAGAGGCUAUCGCAUAGUAGCGGGCUCGACGGAGCCCCCCUUUCAGGUAAACCAGAACGAAGGCAUCUUGUAUGUUAACCGAAAGAUAGACAGAGAGGAGGUCUGCGAGCGGAGCAGUGUGUGUCUGAUCAACCUGAAGACUGUCUUGGAAAACCCUCUUGAGAUCCAUUAUGUGGCGGUGGAGGUGCUAGACGUGAAUGACCACUCUCCCAGCUUCCCGGAACAAGAAGCACGUUUAGAAAUCUCGGAGUCGGCCUCGCCCGGGUUACGUCUUCAGCUGCAAGCGGCGCGCGACCUUGACGUCGGCCGGUUCUCUGUUCAAGAAUAUAAACUAAGUCAUAACGAGGAUUUCCGUUUGGAGGUUAAAGACAGGGGCAAAGAUGGCAAAAUACCUGUCCUAAUCCUACUGAGGCCGCUAGACAGGGAAACAAAGAGAAGCCACAGACUGCUUCUCACUGCCAUCGACGGAGGGAAACCAAGUCGAUCGGGAUCUGUUGAGAUUACCGUGGACGUUUUAGACGUUAAUGAUAACAUGCCCGUUUUUACCAAAGACACUUACGCCAUACGUUUGAAUGAAAACUCCCCCGCUGGCACAACAGUCGUUCAAGUAAAUGCCACCGAUUUGGACGAGGGCUCCAACGGUGAGAUUAUGUACUCGUUUGGCAGUAACGUGAACAGCCGGAUUCGACACAUUUUCCACGUGGAUCCAAAAACAGGUGAGAUCAUUGUGCAAGGUCCGAUAGAUUAUGAGGUGGAGGAGAGUUAUGAAAUUGACGUACAGGCAUCGGAUCAAGGAUCGGCUCCGUUCAAGACUGACAAAAGCGUGUUUGUGAAUAUCGUUGAUUUGAAUGACAACGCCCCCGAGAUAGAGGUAACGUCGUUUUCCAAAGCAAUCCCCGAAGAUUCGCGAUUGGGAACGACUGUGGCGUUGAUCAGUAUUAAUGAUAACGACUCCGGCCUUAACGGGAAAGUCAUUUGUACGUUUAAUGAAGAUGUUCCUUUCGCAUUAUCUCCUUCAACACAAGAAAAUAUGUACGCCGUUGUAACAAAAUCAGCUAUAGACAGAGAAAAGGAGUCCAUAUAUGAUGUCACAAUUACCGCCAAAGACGCAGGUGUGCCGUCGUUGUCUUCUGCAAAGGCUAUACGAAUUAUUGUCUCAGAUGUGAAUGACAACAAGCCCACGUUUUCACUGAGCCCUUACACAUUCUAUGUAACUGAGAACAACGCGCUCGGAGUGGCUUUGUUUGCAGUGAGCGCCUCCGAUCGUGAUGAGGGCGAUAAUGCUCUUAUUUCAUAUCAUAUUCUAAGAGAGGUAUCUGAAGAUAACAUGCUUUCCUCGUUUCUCAACAUCAACUCUGAAACUGGGGAUAUAUUAGCCCUGAAGAGUUUUGACUUUGAGACUAUGAAGACUUUCCAGUUCCACGUGGUGGCCACAGACUCCGGAAGUCCCUCGUUGCGCAGCAACGUGACAGUGAACGUGUUCAUCCUGGAUCAGAACGACAACGCUCCAGUCAUCUUGUAUCCAGUCAGCGCUAACGGUUCUGCUGAAGGUGUGGAGGAGAUUCCCCGCAGUGUGAACGCAGGUCAUCUGGUGACUAAAGUGAGAGCGUAUGACGCUGAUAUAGGAUAUAACGGCUGGUUGUUAUUUUCACUGCAGGAAGUCACUGACCACAGUCUGUUUGGUUUGGACCGCUACACAGGACAGAUAAGAACCCUUCGCUCAUUCACAGAGACAGACGAGGCUGAACAUAAACUGGUCAUACUGGUGAAAGACAAUGGGAACGUUUCACUCUCAGCAACAGCUACUGUGGUUGUCAAGGUUGUGGAGCCCAAAGAGGCUUUUGCUGCUUCUGAUGUUAAAAGCGCAGCAAAAGAUGAAGAUGAGGACAAUGUGACACUUUAUUUGAUGAUAACUUUGGGCUCAGUUUCAGCACUUUUCCUCAUCAGCAUCAUCGUGUUGAUUGUAAUGCAGUGCUCCAAACCUGCAGACUAUUCCUCCAAGUAUUUACAAGACCCUAAUUAUGACGGGACUCUGUGCCACAGCAUCCAGUACAGAUCUGGAGACAGACGUUACAUGUUAGUUGGACCCAGAAUGAGUAUAGGAUCUACUAUAGUCCCAGGAAGCAAUGGGAAUACUCUAGUGGUUCCAGACAGGAGGCGAACAUCUGCAGAGGUAGGAAGUGUUUUUGUGUGUGUGUGUGUGUGUGUGUGUGUGUGUGUGUGUGUGUAUGUGUGUGUGUGUGUUUUCGCAUUUCUUUCAGUAGUCGUAACAAUCUUGUGUUGA
Lampris incognitus (smalleye Pacific opah) is the source of this 2469-nucleotide messenger RNA. RefSeq names its product protocadherin alpha-3-like. The coding region runs from base 1 to 2469 and encodes 822 amino acids. Gene Ontology annotation, biological process: homophilic cell-cell adhesion. The record is from RefSeq and is a predicted model, not a curated record. Gene Ontology annotation, cellular component: plasma membrane. The transcript has 3 exons. Gene Ontology annotation, molecular function: calcium ion binding. Lineage: Eukaryota; Metazoa; Chordata; Actinopteri; Lampriformes; Lampridae.